Panicum virgatum (switchgrass) is the source of this 3264-nucleotide messenger RNA. Its product is annotated as ethylene receptor 3-like. The record is from RefSeq and is a predicted model, not a curated record. Gene Ontology annotation, biological process: phosphorelay signal transduction system; response to ethylene. Gene Ontology annotation, cellular component: endoplasmic reticulum; endoplasmic reticulum membrane. The transcript is spliced from 2 exons. Bases 340 to 2778 code for a protein of 812 amino acids. Gene Ontology annotation, molecular function: phosphorelay sensor kinase activity; ethylene binding; ethylene receptor activity. Lineage: Eukaryota; Viridiplantae; Streptophyta; Magnoliopsida; Poales; Poaceae.
CUAAAGCUCUUUAGUGGGAGGCUCGCUCCCGGUCAGGGGUCAGCCGGUCAGGGCCUCGGGGCUGAGGGCCUCUGCCUCAUCUCUGUUUCCUUCCCCCUUCCCCUUCUUUCCGACUCUCUCCUCCCUUGCUCUUCCUUCCCUGGCGGCGACGACUGGGCUUCAUCACGUCUUCGCCCAGCCCUUUGCCGGCGACGAGCGCAUCCUCCAGGUCUGCCCACCACUUCUCUUUCCUUCUGCUGUGCGAGACGGAGCACCCCAAACCCUAACGAAACUAUUUGUACUCGGAUCUGAAUCCAGUCUACUAACUUCGAUUUCGUUUGCAAGAAUUUUCGGGUGUACAUGGUCCGCCCCUGGGUACAAUCCGUCUCAAUUCUUACCAAAAGUUGCAACCUUUUCUCCAGUUCUCCUCGGCAACUUGCCAAUUUGGUCACCCAUUUGUGUUCUUGCAGCGCGGCUGAACUGGACCGGACGAUGCUCUGGCCAAGAUUCAGAUGUCCAUCCAGAAGCCAUUCCUCCCCCAUCGCCAUGCGCCGGCUCCUGCUCCUGGUGCUCGCCGCCGCGCCCGCCGCCGCUGGUGGCGAAAUGGGGUACACUCAUUGCGCCUGCGACGGAGAGGGCGGCGGCGGCGGCUUCUGGAGCCUAGACAACAUCUUCAAGUGGCAGAAGGUCAGCGACCUGCUCAUCGCUGCGGCCUACUUCUCCAUCCCCCUCGAGCUCCUCUACUUCGUCGCCGGCCUCCGCCACCUGCUCCCGUUCCGCUGGGUGCUGGUCCAGUUCGGUGCCUUCAUCGUGCUGUGCGGCCUCACCCACCUGCUGGCGGCGUUCACCUACGAGCCCCACCCGUUCAUGGUCGUGCUGCUCCUCACCGCCGCCAAGUUCCUCACGGCACUCGUGUCCUUCCUCACUGCCAUCACGCUGCUCACUCUCAUCCCACAGCUGCUGCGCGUCAAGGUCCGUGAAAGCCUGCUCUGGAUCAAGGCCCGCGAGCUCGACCGCGAGGUGGUGCUGAUGAAGCGGCAGGAGGAGGCGAGCUGGCAUGUCCGCAUGCUAACCCAGGAGAUUCGCCGCUCCCUCGACCGCCACACUGUGCUCUACACCACGCUCAUUGAGCUCUCCAGGGUGCUCGCACUCAACAACUGCGCCGUCUGGAUGCCCUCCGAGGACAAGACUGGAAUGUGCCUCACCCACGAGCUCCGCCAAGGCAGCGACGGAGAAGGCGUCGUCAGCGCCGACGACAAGGACAUCCUGGAGGUCAAGAGCAGUGAUGGCGUCAAGCUGCUGCCGCCGGAGUCGGUCCUUGGGUCGGCCAGCGGCGGUGGCAAGGAGGGGACCGGCACGGUGGCUGCGAUUCGGAUGCCAAUGCUCAAGGUCGCGGACUUCAAGGGUGGAACGCCGGAGGUGAUCCAGACGAGCUAUGCUGUGCUAGUUUUGGUGCCGCCCAGUGACCGGAACUGGGCACCGCAUGAGCUGGAGAUCGUCGAGGUGGUCGCUGAUCAGGUGGCCGUCGCGCUCUCUCAUGCCUCACUGCUUGAGGAGUCCCAAGCAAUGCGCGACAGGCUGGCCGAGCAGAACCGUGAGCUGCUGCAGGCAAGGCGGGACGCCCUCAUGGCGAACGAGGCCAGGGACGCGUUCCAGCGUGUCAUGAGCCAGGGAAUGAGGAGGCCCAUCCACUCCAUCCUAGGACUGGUGUCCGUAGUGCAGGAGGAGGGCCUAACACCCGAGCAGAAGCUCGUCGUUGACACUAUGGCGCGGACAGCUACCGUUGUCUCGACGCUCAUCAAGGAUGUCAUGGAGAUGUCCGCUGUCAACCAGGAGCGCUUCCCAUUGGAGACACGGCCAUUCCAUCUGCACUCCAUGAUCAGGGAUGCCGCUUGUGUGGCGAGGUGUCUCUGUGACUUUAGGGGGUUUGGUUUCGCGGUGCACAUUGAGAAUGCGCUGCCAGACCUUGUCAUUGGCGACGAGCGGCGGAUUUUCCAUGUCUUGCUGCACAUGGUUGGCAAUCUGAUUGGUCGGAUCGAUGCGGGGACUGUCACGUUCCGGGUGCGUGCUGAUGAUGAGACGAUGGAGGAUCAGAGGUGGGAUCCAUGGAGGCCAAGCUACUCUGGUGGGCAUUCGUCAGUUAAGUUUGUGAUUGGGGUGAAGCAGCAGCAGAGUGCUGACUCAUCAAAGUCGCUUGCACAGUUCUUGCGGAAGCCAAGCACUGAGGGGUUUGAUCUCAGGCUCAGCUUCAGCAUGUGCAGGAAGCUUGUGCAGAUGAUGCAAGGAAACAUCUGGGCCAUUCUUGAUGGCCAAGGACUCCCGGAGAGCAUGACCCUAGUCCUGAGAUUCCAGCUGCAACCAUCGCUGUCGGGCUCCAGCCUUGGAGGAUCAUUUGAUCUGCAGUACCCAUCGCCAUCAAACCAAAUCGCGGGUCUGAAGGUUCUGCUGAUCGAUGAUGAUGAAAUCAACCUAGUCGUGGCACGAAAGCUCCUGGAGAAGCUAGGCUGCACUGUGUCCUCACUUCCCUCGGGUUCAGGGUUCAUGAACUCUGUUGGGCCCACCUCUACCUCGUUCCAGCUCGUCGUGGUGAACCUCGAGAUGGCAAGAGUGAAUCCCUUGGAUGUUGCCUCGAGGAUCAGGCAGUACAGGAGCGCGCACUGGCCCUUGGUCAUGGCGAUGACAUCAGAGCAAAACGUGUGGGAGAAGUGCGCUCAGUCAGGGAUCAACGGCGUCCUGAAGAGGCCUCUUGUUCUGCAGGAAGUAAAAGAUGAGCUGACAAGAAUCCUUCAGAACACAUGAUGUUUGCAGGUUUCUUUGCUGCUGGCCAAGAGCUCUGAACUCUGGAGCUGUGAAAUGUAGCAUUGCCGUGACCCUGACAGCACCACCAUCAAGGAAGAAUUGGACAGAUGUUUGCUCAGACUGAAACCGAGAAGGCGUUGGCUAUUGAGGGGUUCUGGUGUAUUGCGCACUUGCUGGAGAAUGUAUGGCAAGGGCAAUGUGCCAUGGUGAUACAGUUCUUUGAGAUGGGAAGUACUGGGACCUGAAGAAAUAGUUUCUGAUACAGUUCUUGAUAGAAACUUAGGUGAUAUGUAAUGAUGACCGCUCCAGGCAAUAAUGAGAGUGAAGUUUUGUAACUUAGCUAGCCUGGUUGUCAGGACGUGAUGGAGAGAGUUGUAUUUAUUAGGAAAUGAAUCUAGAAUCAUUGAAAAUGCAUUGGUGGGGAGCAGGAACUCUGCAAGAGUGAUGUAUUUAUUAGUAUCCCUAUGAUGAGCAGGUUACAGGUUA